UAUUUGUACUGACGAAGAUUUUUUUUCUUUUUUAUCUUCGUCGUUGGAAGAAUAGGAAAGAAAUACGAGAGAUUUAUGGAAGUUAUAUAAAUGUAUUACAUGUAUUUUACAAACACAUAUGCCUAUAUGUUGUGGAUAAACAGAGUCAGUACUAUUACUUAAGUAUCAUGAUAACCAAGAGCGCGCAACAGGAAGUCGAUUUAACAUCGAGAUAAUUAUAGAGUUGUACAGACAAGAUAUUUGCAUGAUGAAUCAUCAUCACGUAAUAUUAACCUUUGAAAAAUCUUAUAUCGUGAAGCAGUAUAUUGCGUGUUAAUCGUGGAAACAACACUGUUGCUAAAAAAUAGCGUCGAGCUGAUUCAAUCCUUUGCAUUUGAUAGUUUUUUCGCUUUUUAAAAAACUAGCAACUCAAAAUGUUUUGAUGAAAAAGUGAUGAAAUUUUUUACCACCAACAUAAAAAUAAACAAUAUAUAAAUUAACAGAUAUGGAGAAUUAUUGUAGAGAACUAUUGCAUGUUUCAAAAAUUCAUGUAUUUUUACAUUAUAGAAAAUUUUAUAUCGAAUAUUCAAUUACUAUAAUCAACAAUAGUUGAAACAAUAAGUACAAGGAUUUACUACAAAGUGUACCUAAAUCGAACAUAAACAGUUAGUGUCGCCUCGCACUCGCCAUUCGAGUUGCCUCUUCAAAUCAAGUGACGAUUGAUUGUGAAAGUCGUUUCUCAAGUGCAAAAAAUCAAUAUUCUAUAUCAAUUCUCAAUGUGACUAUAAUGUGUGUAUGUCAUUUUAUUUAAUCCGGAUAUCUUUUUAAGAAUGCGAGUCCAAAGAAACAUAUUACUUUGCCGAGUCUCAGUAGGAAGAACUUCGAGUGAGGCAAUCAUUUGAUACGAGAAAGAACGCUUAGGAUACAGACUGUAAAAACAAAAGAUCCAACAUUAUGAGUAAGAAAGGAUAUCAGAAUAUAUGGAGGAGGCGGACAACAAAUCCGCAGACAUCUAGCAGCUCCGAGGGCAGCUUGGAAUCCGUCAUAUGUCACGCAGCACAAGACGAGUCGACGACGCAGAAACAACCUUGGAGCAAGGAGGAGAUCGAAAAAGCAUUAUCAAGUCUUCCGAGAGGCGACAUAGCUUUAUCUCUGAUUCCUACUCUUCAUGGUGAUGCUCUACAAAAGGUUCUGGAAGAAUUUCAAUGUGUGACUCUUAACAAAAAUGAGGAUAGCAAGCAUAGCAUAUCGUUGCCCACGUGUGCAGAUGAAAAUGAGGAAAACGCUAUAUUGGUUGACGAAAAUAGAGCAGCGGCUACCAUGACUCCGGUACAACUACUUGCAGAAUGGCCGGAUACGUGUCUACUGAUUUCUAGCUGGCUGGGUCAUGUAGAAUUAGUUAAGGCUUUGAUAGAAAAAGGUGUGCCAGUUUCUACGAAAGACAAUGAUGGAAGGACACUGCUACAUCUGGCAGCAUGUACCGCGUCUACGAAGAUCGUGGAGGAGCUACUGAAACAUGGUGCUGAUCCAUGUGAGUGGGAUUUCGAGAAGAAAUAUGCCCCGUUGCAUUGUGCUGCCGCAGCUGGUUGCGUUGAUACAGUUAAAUGCUUGAUCAAGUCAAAGGCAGAUGUGGAUGCCAGAAGAAGUCCACUUUAUUACGCCGUGCUGAACAAUGCUGUGGAUUGCGUCGAAACUCUACUACAAGCAGGUGCUUGUCCUGAUAAUCCACAGGUUUAUACAAAGAUGCCUUUGCAUGCGGCGGUUACUUUGGGCAAUGUUCAUUGCAUCAAGUUGUUGUUGGAUCACAACGCGGAUGUGACAGUCAAAAUGGGACCCACGAAAUCGACGCCUCUACACUUGGCAGCGGAUAAGGGUAAUGUGGAAUGCAUUAAAUUACUGUUGGACGCCGGCGCGAGGACCGAUUCAAAGAACUCGAAUGGUCAAACGGCGAUGCACUUGGCAACGCUCGCCCAAUCUGUAGAUACGAUAAAGGAGUUGAUUAGAUUUGACGCAAAUGUGAACGCAGAGGAUAAGGAAGGACGCACUCCUCUACAUUUUGCGGUUUUAAGUGUCCGGAAAAGCAGCGAACUGGUCAAGACUUUAAUAAAAGCAGGUGCAUCAGUUAAUAAAGCGGACAAGUGCGGUUACACGCCGCUGCAUCUUGCAGCAUUGAACGAGAAAUCGCGGACGGUGAUGAUGUUGUUGUCAAAAGGUGGCGAUGUAACAGCGCGUGCCAAAGACGGCGUCACCGCUCUUAGCAUCAUCGUACGCCGUACUCCGGAGGUGUUAUCGCAACUUGCGACACGUCUCGAUCAAGCAGUCACAUUACUCGAUCACGAGCAUGGCGAUAUAGGCUGUGAACUGCGAGUGGAUUUUCGACCAUUAGUCCCAUUGAGCAGUCGCAACGAAACGGAUUUGAUGCUCUGUCUAGUGGAGGUCGGUCAAGGUCACAGGCUAAAGCAUCCAUUAUGCGAGAGUUUUCUCCAUCUAAAAUGGAAGCGUAUUCGCAAGUUUUUCGUGCUCAAUCUUCUGUUCCAUUUAGUCUUCGUCGCUUUCUUCACCGGUUUCGUCUGCGCGACAUAUUUGUGGAACGAAAACCCGCUGAGCAGUGUCCUUUUCUCGCCAGUAUUAACUGUUACCUGCUUAUUUGCGAUUAAAGAGAUCUUCCAAAUUACCUAUGGUAUUUACUAUUAUACUAAACACUGGGAAAACUGGUUACAGUGGAGCGUGAUAGUGGCAUCCAGCAUCAUCUUAAUUCCUCCAUUUCAAUAUCCAUGGCAAUAUCACGUUGCUGCCGUAGGUAUUCUGCUGGCCUGGAUCGAGCUGAUGAUUGUGAUCGGUUAUUUCCCCAUGUUUGGCCUCUAUGUACAAAUGUUUACGCGAGUGUCCAUCAAUUUCUUCAAAUUUCUCACAGCCUACUUUUGUCUCAUAAUUGGCUUCUCUCUUAGCUUUAAUGUGCUGCACGGCAGUUACAAGUCCUUCACUGAUCCGUUGCUCAGUAUGCUUAAGAUGAUAAUUAUGAUGUCCGGUGAGCUGGAAUUCGAGGACGUUUUCCUCAAUGAGCCACUUAAGUAUCCUGGCACGACGCAUGUUAUGAUUCUUUGCUUCGUUAUCCUGGUAACAGUGAUACUAAUGAAUCUAAUGGUUGGUCUGGCUGUGUCGGAUAUCCAGGAGAUACGUAGAACAGCGGAUCUCGAACGAUUGGUGCGUCAUGCCGAGAUAAUAGGUCGUUUCGAAAAUAUGCUGUUUUCUAAGUUGAUUGAUUACACUCAUGCGUGUAAAAUAAUACAAGCGUGCAGAAAGACUACUCUAUUGUUGCGUUCACCGCAACAGUGUGCUAUACGUAUUCGGCCGAAUGAUCCGCGCGAAAAGCGUCUGCCACGAGAGCUCAUUCAGUCAUUGUAUCGUCUGGCCGGCGAGCAGAAAAUGCGACGAAGAACUUCCCGCGAUGGCGCGCCUAAGCCACCACCCCAAAUCCUCGUCGCGAAUGAAUCGAAUUAUGUGAGACUCCACAGAACGUACAGCAAUGACGGUAAUCAACAGCAACUGGACGAACUCGUGGCUGAGCUAAAGGAAUAUUCCCAUGACAUCAGUAUCAGGUUGGAUAGCUUGACGAACAAGAUUGAGAGUUUCGCCCGACCAGAUUUGACGAUGCAUUUGUAACAUUAUUAAUAUUGCCUAAUGUUUUAUAUGGUUGAACAAUUGAACUGCUUUAAAAAAGCGAAACCGAGACUCGGAUGGUCUAUCGAAACAGAAUCUGAAAUUCAAAGUAGGAACGCAAAGAUGUGAUAUACUCAAGUAACUACACUGAGAAAAAUCGUUUGAUUGUAUCAACAAGAUGUAUAUGAUUGAAGGCAUAUUGGUCAAACAAG
This is a messenger RNA of Camponotus floridanus (Florida carpenter ant), 3851 nucleotides long. RefSeq names its product transient receptor potential channel pyrexia. The record is from RefSeq and is a predicted model, not a curated record. Gene Ontology annotation, molecular function: protein binding; monoatomic ion channel activity. Gene Ontology annotation, cellular component: membrane. NCBI's taxonomy places the organism in Eukaryota, Metazoa, Arthropoda, Insecta, Hymenoptera, Formicidae. Gene Ontology annotation, biological process: transmembrane transport; monoatomic ion transport.